Molecule: messenger RNA, 711 nt
Organism: Peniophora sp. CBMAI 1063
Lineage: Eukaryota; Fungi; Basidiomycota; Agaricomycetes; Russulales; Peniophoraceae
Source: the annotation of a GenBank genome assembly
AUGCAACGCAGAAAAGUCUCGAGCACGCAGGAGCAGGGCACGAGCCCGACACCGCCAGCAAAGGCGCUACAGGAGUACAUCGACACCGAUGGCCACUUUUCCCUCGUCAGGAACUUCCGACUGGCUGAUCUGGUAACGAUCAUGAACGGCUUCUGCGGCGCGUUCUCGGUCUUCUACUCCGCCCACUACCUGCUGUCAAACGAGGAGGCGCACUUAUGGCGCGCACUUGCCUUCCCCGUCGGAGGUCUCCUAUUCGACUUCUUUGAUGGCAAAGUCGCACGCUGGCGCAACUCGAGCAGUCUACUUGGCCAGGAGCUCGAUUCGCUCGCAGACUUGAUAUCAUUUGGCGUAGCGCCAGCGGUACUAGCUUUCACGCUCGGUCUGCGUACAGUACUGGACAUGGUCGGCCUGACUGUGUUCGUUUGCUGUGGCCUGGCCCGACUGGCGCGUUUCAACGCAACGGUGGCGUCGGUACCCAAGGACGAGACGGGCAAGUCCAAGUACUUCGAGGGCCUCCCCAUUCCGUCAUCACUAGCAAUUGUCGCUGCCAUGUCCUACUGCGUGAGCAAGGGAUAUAUUGAAGGCAAGGCGGGAGUGCCUGGCCCGCUAUAUUCGCUCGGCCCGCUUGGGGAGCUGCAUGGCGCCACGCUCGUGUUUGUCGGCUGGGCGGCGAUGAUGGUUAGCAAAACUAUGCGUGUUCCUAAGCUGUAG